This is a messenger RNA of Penaeus chinensis, 387 nucleotides long. RefSeq names its product early nodulin-20-like. The record is from RefSeq and is a predicted model, not a curated record. NCBI's taxonomy places the organism in Eukaryota, Metazoa, Arthropoda, Malacostraca, Decapoda, Penaeidae. Bases 1 to 387 code for a protein of 128 amino acids. The transcript has 4 exons.
AUGCAUUCUCGCACUCCACGCCGCCACACUCGGCUCACCUGCCUCGCCAACUCUUCGCGAACCCUUGUCAACAGAGCCAGGAUGCCGCAGGAAACCGGCCGCUUCACGCCCCCAGGCAACGCCCUGGAGGAAGCCAAGUGCACCCAUGCUUCCCCCACACGUCGGGUAGCCGCCCCACGCCCCAGCUCGCCUCCCCACGCCCCUUCUGCCUCCACACCCCGCCCCAGCUCGCCUCCCCACGCCCCUUCGGCCUCCACACCCCGCCCCACUCGCUUCCCCAAGCCCCUUGCCCCCCACGCCCCGUCAAAGCGUCCUUCGCCUUCCUCCCCCUCGUGGUCCGGCGUCGCCCCCGCCCCCUGGCAACGUUCGCGUCCUCUGUCACCCUAA